GGAGCGUUUGGGUAAACCCGAAGUUAUUUGCCUGCUUGUUAUUAAACGGAAUGUAUACAGAUUAAAAUUAUUCCACCAUGUCCUUUAACGCUAUUGCACUGUCACGCUAAAGUUAGAGAGCAACAAAAAAAGUUUAGUCUUUUCCAAGAAGUUGAGCAAUGCGCCAAGGCCGAAUACGAACUCAUCCACUGACAACACAGAUGCUAGGUGAUGUUAUUUCAGCUAACUAUACGAUACUAUGAACCAGGAUUGUCACAUUAAAACAGAUACCCCCUGCAGGAUAGUACACCUGUGCCGCCGGCGCAGCGAUGGGGCUUUUGUCAUCCUGAAGGAGAUCCCAGUGGAGCAGAUGUCACGUGAUGAGCGCCUGGCAGCCCAGAAUGAGUGUCAGGUGCUAAAACUGCUCAACCACCCAAAUAUCAUCGAAUACUAUGAGAACUUCCUGGAGGAUAAGGCCCUCAUGAUAGCAAUGGAGUAUGCACCAGGUGGUACCCUGGCUGAUUACAUCCAGAAGCGCUGUAACUCUCUGCUGGAUGAAGACACCAUCCUUCACUUCUUUGUGCAGAUCUUGCUGGCCCUUUACCAUGUGCACAAUAAACUCAUUUUGCACAGGGACCUAAAGACUCAGAAUAUUCUGCUUGACAAGCACCAGAUGAUAGUUAAAAUUGGUGACUUUGGAAUCUCCAAAAUCCUCGUUAGCAAGAGCAAAGCUUACACGGUGGUUGGAACACCAUGCUAUAUCUCUCCAGAGCUGUGUGAGGGGAAACCCUAUAACCAGAAGAGCGACAUCUGGGCUCUAGGCUGUGUGCUCUAUGAACUAGCCAGCCUUAAGAGAGCCUUUGAAGCUGCUAAUCUACCUGCCCUGGUUCUGAAGAUCAUGAGUGGUACCUUUGCUCCAAUUUCGGAUAGAUACAGCCCCGAACUCCGACAGCUCAUCCUCAACAUGCUCAAUCUAGACCCAUCCAAACGGCCUCAGCUCAAUGAAAUAAUGGCUCUCCCCAUAUGCAUCAGACCACUACUUAAUCUCUACACCGAUAUAGGCAAUGUCAAAAUGCGCAGAAUUGAAAAGCCAUUGUCCACUCUACAGUCUGGUCAUGGUAGACCAGGAGGAAGAGUGCCAAGCAACAGAUCUAGAGAUGGAACAAUAGGUGUAGGAACAGGAAAAGUGCGUUCCCUUCCCCUGUCCUCGGUUUAUACAUGGGGCAGUGGCAUUUCAGCGCCUCUUCGUCUGCCCAUGCUCAACACAGAGGUGCUGCAGGUAUCCCUGGGACGUACUCAGAAGAUGGGGGUGACCAAGUCUGGCCGUCUUAUUACCUGGGAGGUUCCAUCAGUAGGUUCUGCUGAGCCCAGUCUGCCCGGUGUUGUGGAGCAAAUGCAACCUCUUUUCAUUUCCCGCUUCCUAGAGGGUCAGUCUGGCGUUACAAUCAAGUCUGUGUCCUGUGGUGAUCUCUUCACCACCUGCAUGACAGACAGGGGUAUUAUUAUGACGUUUGGCAGUGGAAGCAACGGCUGUCUUGGACAUGGUAAUUUCAAUGAUGUGACACAGCCCAAAAUAGUGGAGGCUCUGCUUGGCUACGAGUUGGUUCAGGUGUCGUGUGGUGCUUCUCAUGUACUGGCGGUUACCAAUGAGAGAGAAGUAUUUGCUUGGGGAAGAGGAGACAAUGGCCGCCUUGGGCUAGGCACCCAGGAAUCCCACAACUCACCCCAACAGGUUUGUGUGCCUGCCGAAUUUGAGGCCCAGAAGGUGCUGUGUGGGGUUGACUGCUCCAUGAUUAUUGGCACCAUGUAUGAUAUCCUGGCUUGUGGAAGCAACAGGUUCAACAAGCUUGGUCUGGACAAGAUAACUGCGGGAGAGGAGCCCAGCUCCUUGGAUCAGGUGGAAGAGGUCCAUUCUUUUUCUGCUGUCCAGUCAUCUCCUCUCAAUGUGGAAAAGAUAGUUUACAUUGACAUUGGAACCGCCCAUUCUGUAGCUGUUACAGAACGGGGCCAGUGUUUAACCUUUGGCAGUAAUCAGCAUGGGCAGAUUGGCUGUAGUUCUCGUCGCACUAGUCGUGUGCCCUACCUGGUACCAGGGCUCCAGGGGAUUACCAUGGCUGCCUGUGGGGAUGCCUUCUCUUUAGCUAUUGGAUCUGAGGGAGAUGUGUAUACCUGGGGAAAGGGAGCCCGUGGCCGCCUUGGAAGAAAAGAGGAGGACUCUGGGAUACCGAAGGCAGUGCAGCUCGACGAGAGCCACCCGUUCACAGUGACAUCAGUGGCUUGUUGUCAUGGCAACACUCUGCUGGCAGUGAAACCUUUGCUUGAGGAACCUGUCCCAAGAUGAUCCUGUUCUUAAGAGCACUGCACAUUCACUCAUUGGCUAUCAUGAAGUGAAGCCCUGCAAUGACGUAAUGUGAAGGACAGCUUCUGCUGACUAUCCCCUCCCAGAGGCCCAUCCGUGCUGCAGUUGAAAGAUUCCCUUUCAUGGUGCAGCUGUUGCCACAGAAAUUGACUUGUUCUUCCCCUCCAGUCAGCUUUCUAAGAAUAUAACCGUGUCUUUCUUUCUUUCGGAUUAUAGUGAUUCGAUAUGAAGGAGAAAUUGCAAAAAAAGGGUCAAAGUUUUUUAUUGACAAAGCAAAUAUUUUUCAAAAGCAGGUUAGUAUGUGGAACUUUCUAGUAAAACAUUACCACUGGAUUACACUCUCAGAAGUUGGUAGGGUGAGCCUGAUAGAAUAUAAACCCAGUUGGUUUGUUUGAAUGAUCUGAUUUCUAGUAAUCCAGUCGUGAAUGAGAUGGCACGGUGGUGUGAAAAAAUAAACAGCAAGUACCACGUUAGUGCUCUUAACUCAUUUGUCAAAGGAACUAACCAACCAGAUUCAAUAUGCAUGCAUUGUUGGUGUUCAUCUCGUGCUAAAUUGGAUUUGUCCGCACAUGUAUUGGUAGCAUAGAAUUUGCAUUCAAAGCGUUGAUUGUGUCUGUAAAUCAAACCUAGCAUGAAGGAUAUUGAUCUGUUGAUCAUCUCAAAGUUGAUGGUUCUGAAUUGAUUUUAAUAUAAUUUUAGUCUUGCAGAUUCCACAAUGUUAUUUAACCCCACAGAAAUCUGUGCCUGCUUUUGUGUGCAAACCAUAGCCUUUUUGUGACUGAAAGUUGCUGACCAAAGGAAGAUUUUUACACUGCCAGAAACAGGGUCCUUAAGAUACCAGCUAUGUCUGAAAUUGCUCCCCAUUUACUAUAUAUUGCACUAUAUUCACCUUCCUCCAUUUUGUCUGAGGGUCAGAAAUGCCCUCAAAAAUGUACACAAUGCAUCUGAAAAUGCAGUGUACACAGUGUACAUUUGUCCAAAUCAUGUACCCUAUGCUAAAAAUACUGUUAUACCUUGCCUCUUCUCCGCUCUGUUCAUGCACUUUUUUCACUGUCAAAUAUAGCAUGACAGGAUGAGAAGAAGCCGCGAAAGCAUGAUUCAGUUGUGUCCAAAACCUCCAUUUAUGUCUCACUAUAGAGUACCCAAUAGUGUUUCAUUUGUAGGUAAUCAUAUCUGUGUAAUGCUUUCGUUCAUUACCAUCUUUAUUGUCAUUGUCAUUUCCAUUUUCUGUCAUGCCAGUCCUUACCAAAAACUAUUGAGUAUUAAUGUGUUAGCAACCUACAUCCAAUUCAAAGGACAGAGUUGAGCACUGUAGGUGUUAUCUUUACUGAACACUUGAUACAGCAAUAAGCAUGUGAUAAUCAGGAACCCUGUGGGAUUUGGAGAGUUAAGUCUCAUGAAUUAAUGUCAUUUGUUGGGUGAGAUGACUGUCUUCAUCCCACCUUGGACAACAUCCAACCUGGAUGGAAGUUAGGAAACAGAAAAUUGACCUGGUUAUAACUGAUAAGUAUUGGAAAUUACCAAUUACUUUUAACUUAUCAAGAAAUCGUUCAAAAUCCAGAUUAAGAUUAACUUUUUUUCUGUAUAUUGUGUAAUUUGAUUUGUGUAUAUGUCAUGCUUAUAAAACUAUUAUUAUUCAAUAAAAGU
This is a messenger RNA of Lampris incognitus (smalleye Pacific opah), 3985 nucleotides long. It is a transcript of the gene nek8, whose product is annotated as NIMA-related kinase 8. The record is from RefSeq and is a predicted model, not a curated record. The coding region runs from base 239 to 2320 and encodes 693 amino acids. Gene Ontology annotation, biological process: protein phosphorylation. The transcript has 15 exons. NCBI's taxonomy places the organism in Eukaryota, Metazoa, Chordata, Actinopteri, Lampriformes, Lampridae. Gene Ontology annotation, molecular function: protein kinase activity; ATP binding.